This is a messenger RNA of Saccoglossus kowalevskii, 2401 nucleotides long. Its product is annotated as U4/U6 small nuclear ribonucleoprotein Prp4-like. Gene Ontology annotation, biological process: mRNA splicing, via spliceosome. Gene Ontology annotation, cellular component: U4/U6 x U5 tri-snRNP complex. The record is from RefSeq and is a predicted model, not a curated record. NCBI's taxonomy places the organism in Eukaryota, Metazoa, Hemichordata, Enteropneusta, Harrimaniidae. Gene Ontology annotation, molecular function: protein binding; U6 snRNA binding; U4 snRNA binding.
GGGAUACAAAUGGCUGCCUCCAUGAAAGCAACGAGUUGAUCGGACGUUGAUUACCAUUGUAUUCACUCGUUACUAGCUGCUUGAUUACAUAGCUACAGUCCACCAGAAAGGUAGAUAUUCAACGAAUAGCGCUUUAGAGGUUUUAUCUAAACACACAUCAUGUCUGAUGAUGAGGAUUCAACACGUUUUAAACGUCAAAAAAUCUAUUAUGGUUCCCUGGAAGGGAAAAUUUCUGAUGACAAUGGAGGUCGUGGUGGUAUGGACUUUGGUAAUAUUAACUUAUCAGAAGGUGAUCAUUUUGAUUUUGAGGAGCACAUUAAUGCACAGCGUGAAGAAAUGCUUGCAGAGUUUGAGCGCAGGAAAAGAGUAAGUCGUCUGUUUGGAGAAGGGCCGGCAGACAGGAGAGAACGUUUGCGACAACAUCUUGCCAAUUUGGGAGAGGAAUAUGUACUGAAAGAAAAGAAAGAAGAACCACAGAAAACUGAGAAAAAGUAUGAACAGAAAACGUGGUACCAUGAAGGCCCAGCAAGUUUGAAACAAGCUCGAUACUGGAUUGCUGAUUACUCACUACCAAGAGCUCAAGCUAGGCUGGAAGAGGCAAGGAAAAACAAAGCCAUCCCAGAUUCACAGACCAAUGCAAAGCGACAAGAACUUCAUAGAUUCAUCAGAUCUCUUAACAACCAGUGUAGUCAGAUUGGUGACACCCGACCCAUAUCAAGUUGUCAAUUCAGUCCGGACGGUAAAAUAUUGGCCACUUCAUCAUGGAGUGGUCUUUGUAAACUAUGGUCUAUACCAAACUGUGAACUAAUUCGAACACUAAGAGGUCAUAAUCACAAUGUUGGAUGCAUUGUAUUUCAUCCACAGGCUACCAUUGGUAUAGAUAACUCGGCUUGUUGUAUGGCGUCAUGUGACGCUGAUGGAUCUGUUAAAUUAUGGUCAUUAGAAAGUGAUGAACCAGUGGCUGAUAUUGAAGGACAUACACAGAGAGUAACCCAAGUACAAUACCAUCCAUCAGGAAGAUUCCUUGGUACCACAUGCUAUGACAGUUCAUGGAGACUUUGGGAUCUUGAAGUACAGGAAGAAAUUCUACAUCAGGAAGGUCACAGUAAACCGGCGUACUGCAUGUCAUUUCAAUGUGAUGGUUCUUUAGUUGCCACAGGUGGUUUAGAUUCAUUUGGUAGGAUGUGGGAUUUGAGAACUGGACGUUGUAUAAUGUUUAUGGAAGGUCAUCUUAAAGGAGUACUUAGUAUUGAUAUAUCACCUAAUGGUUACCACAUAGCAACAGGUAGUGAAGACAACACAGUGAAAAUAUGGGAUGUUCGUCAGAGGAAAUGCAUUUACACCAUACCAGCACAUACCAGUCUUGUAUCUAGAGUCAAGUUUCAAAAAAGUAAUGGUGAUUUUCUGAUCACUUCUUCCUAUGAUAACACUGCCAAGGUAUGGUCCCAUCCUGGAUGGUCGCCAUUGAUGACAUUAGCGGGUCAUGAGGGCAAAGUAAUGGGGGUUGAUGUGUCACCCAAUGGACAACAUAUUGUUACGUCUUCAUGGGAUAGAACUUUUAAGCUAUGGGCCACAGACUAAGUAGACUAUUACUGACACACUCUCUCUCAGUGAGACUAUUCAUAAUUGGCUGUUAUAAUGGAAAUCAGCUGUGUCAGUUGUAAUGGACAUGAAUAUUACAUCACUAUUCUCUAUUGCAUACACAUCUGUCCUCAUCACUGAAAAAAUUCCAUUCACUCCCACUACCAGAUUUUCUCCCACUAAAAUUGUGGUUUGAUGUAACUUGUAAGUUUUUGAUGUAAAAUUUUCUCAAAUUACUAUCAAACAAAUAUGAUGAUGUCUUUGGAUGACAUCAAAAGCAUUUGGUGUCUGAUAGAUUUUUUACGAGGUUCUUUGUUUCAAACAAACAAGUAAUUAAACAAAAACAAAAGAGUCACAGACGUAUUUUUUCAGGCAGUAAAAUAACAAAUCACUAAAAGUUAGACCACAACAUUGUUACAGUUUAUGGUUGAAACCAUGGUUACACAUCUGGGCACAUUGUCAAGUGCAUUUGACGCAUUUCAUUCUCUGAGCAACAUUCUGUAGUUACAUGUACAUCAUUCCCAUUUUUAGCUAAUCAAUGCAAACGUUAAAAACACUACUAACAUUGUUAAACAUGUAAUAGGAAGCAUCUACUAUUAUGAACUACUAGGAAUUGCUAUUGAAAGAAGACAUUUUAUUUUUUAUGAUAAUGACUACAACUACAGCUGUUAAAAUUAUUUUGACUGACAUUUAACUUCACUAUAUGAUGCUGGAUUUUAAGUUCCCAAAUUUGCCUGAGAAACAUAGUUAUAUUGUACACAUUCACAUAGAUUCAAUCAGAGGUACAUUACUUGGGGUUUGUAACUACGGUGACAUGAUA